UAUGAUAAUAUGCUCCUCAGAGUAAAUUUCAUAAAAUAAAUUAUUAGAGGUGGUGUAAAGUAUGACAAGGAUGUAUUUCCUUUGGCAAUCAAAAAUUUUUAUGUGACAAUCAUCAUGUCGUCCCGACGGAAGACAUGAGUGAGCUCGACUGCCUUGACGGUUUAUUAUUAAAUAAUUCAUACUUUCAGAACCAAAAACUCACUCUCGUCGAUUGGUAAAUUUGUAUUUUGUUCUAAAUUGAGCCUCUAGAGUAAAAUCAAGAUUCCUUCAGAGUUUCCUGCCCCAGUUUCCCAGCGAUGUUGAGCUCAACGCGCAUGUAUUGCCUGGCGGGGCUGGGGGUGACGGCAGCGUCAGCGCUGCUAGCGACCUACGUCUGGCACAAAAGAGAGGAGAUGUUGUGGGUGGAGAUCGGCCGCGUAGAAGACCUCAUAAUUUAUCCCAUCAAGUCUGGCCACGGGACCAGCGUGAUGAAAGCCACGGCAACCAGAUCUGGGUUGCGGAGCGGACCUCUCACGGACAGAGCAUUUGUGGUGGUGUUGGUGACGCCGGAAAAGAUGGUGCACAUGAACUCGGGUAUGGUGCCCAUGUUGGCCACCAUCAGCGCUGCCAUCACAGAGAGCUCGGUGGUGCUUUCCUCUCCCGUCACCAAGGCAACCAAUUCUUUCGAUCUCCACAAAACUGUUCAGUCUGAGCCGCUGGAGUUUUUCCUGCAAGCAACUCCGAAGCGUGGCUACGACUGCGGGGAGGUCACGGCCAAGUGGAUGCAAGAAGUUCUCUACCACGAAGUCGAGCCCUCGAAGAGGCCGCAGGUGCGACUCAUCUUCGUCGGCGACCCGGAGACUUUCAAGAACGUUGCCAGAGCACCGAACGUUUACCCCUUCACCCAAUUCAAAAACACAGAUCUGCGGCUCUAUCACGACACUUGUGCUUUCCACGUCACGUCACCGUCUAGCCUUGAUGAUCUCAACACGCGUUUGGAGACACCAGUGACCAUGAACCAGUUUAGAUCGAACAUCGUCGUUAGCGGACAGCCGGCUUUUGAAGAGGACAAUUGGGCCUACGUCAAAUUUGGCGAUUCGACAAUCCUGCGCACGCUCAAACCACGAGAGUCGUGCAUCCGCAUCAACGUCAGGCCCGAUAGCGGCAAGCGCCAGAACGAAGUGUUGGACGUAAUGAGGAAGUACAGAGUGCCUCCAAUGCCGGAGAAGCUGGCUAAGCAAUGGGCGCACAAACCCAUCUUCGGGCUGCACAUGGCGCUGGACCAGCCAGGGGACAUCGCAGUUGGUGACACGGUCUAUGCCGUCAGAAGGAAGCCUGACUGGUUCCUGUAACGCUUGCUCGUCUUGGCCAAUUCGUGACUGAGGAAACCGUGGUUCCUACACCCCGUUAAAAUAUGAUGAAAGUGAGGACUGACAUGAAUGCAAGCUAGAUUUGAAAGCCAGAUUUGCAAUUUUAGAACUAAUUCAUAGCCGAUUGUGGUCAAGGAAGGCUUUGAGGGAGCUCGUUAUUCGACAUCAGUAAACAGUACUUAUGUUACUAUUGUCAUUGCAAUAGAGUUAUGAAUCCGAUUCUGUUAUAAAUGAACAUUUCAACUGAAAUUCAUGCAUAAACCAAAACUUAAUCAAGCGAUUAUUAUUAUUAUCUCUUAGGUCGUUUUCUGGAGCGCUGCAUAAUCUACGCGGAUUCCGGGACUUAAAAAAGACAAAUUGGCUUGCAAAUAAUCCAUGGAGGCUUUGCCUCCUCACUGCUCUGGAAACGCAAUGCGAUUUGACGAUAUAAAUCAUUGUUCUUAGUUUAGUGCACAUUAAUCAUGUAUAACAUACUCGUGAAUUUGCUAAAAAAAACUUCCAAGUAUUUUAUUCAAACGACAAAAUUUUAAUCACAUUACGAACAAAGGAGAACCAGGUCAUGAUUAGCCAAUUGUAUCUUAUUUCCAGGUUUUAUGAAGUUCCACUAAGAAAAGAUCAUAAUAAUAUGUGACCAUUUGUUCAUGAUGACUUGCUAUAUUAACCGCAACUUUUAUCGCUUGAAAGAAUUUGUUUUUAAAAAUGUUUUGUGGUUUUUAAAUGGCAAGUUAAUGUCAAUGUUCCUCUCUACGAUCAUGACCCUCGACAAUAACUGCUAUGUGCGAGGUACCUACUACAUAGUUAAGUAUAAUUUUAUUACAUCUUUCUAUCAUCUAGCAACGUAUUUUAUUAGAAUUAUAUAGCUACAUUGUUUAUUAUUAUUAUCUUGCUACAUAGUUCAUUCGAUGGCAAUGCAGUAUAGCGCAUGUGGAAAAGCUCUUAGGAGAUUGUAGUUGUUUAGCCGAUUUUUUCCACGAUAUGUUUUGUUGUGCAGAUUGAUUGUAUUUUACGUCCGUAUUUAUAGCAGUUGCACAAAAUGUCCAUCAUUUCCCGAGAUUACUUCAAAAUUAUUGCAAAAGUGGGUUCUACUGCAUGAUACAAAUUUAAUAUUAGUGUUACGAGCGAUAAAUAGUUCAUGUAACUGGAUGAAAUUGCGCCAAGCUGCACUGAAGAAUGAAAUUGCUUGUACAUGGAUACCCAAUGGCUCUGACUCGGGUUGCAACUUCGACAUUUUUUAUUAAAUAGUUAUAAUGGGCACUAAUCUAGAUUCUUAAACGAUGAAUUUUACCGCUGCCGUUACUGACGAAUAAAGGCUUUUUAUUGCUUUC
Molecule: messenger RNA, 2674 nt
Organism: Hyalella azteca
Lineage: Eukaryota; Metazoa; Arthropoda; Malacostraca; Amphipoda; Hyalellidae
Product: mitochondrial amidoxime-reducing component 1
Exons: 8
Coding region: 297-1331 (344 amino acids)
Molecular function (GO): pyridoxal phosphate binding; catalytic activity; molybdenum ion binding
Source: RefSeq, a predicted model, not a curated record